Linum tenue is the source of this 1482-nucleotide messenger RNA. NCBI's taxonomy places the organism in Eukaryota, Viridiplantae, Streptophyta, Magnoliopsida, Malpighiales, Linaceae. The record is from the annotation of a GenBank genome assembly.
UGAAUACGAAACUUGUGAAGGAUUUAGUUUUCUUUUUCCUGUGACAAUGCAAACCAAGAAGAGACUUUCCGGGAGGAGUAGUUGUAGAGAGAAUGGAAGCACUAGGGUGUCCAGAACUCAGAGGAAAGGAUUGGAGAACACGCAUGUUGGUCAAAAGAAAGCUACAGAUCUAAUAACAUCUUCGGCAAGAAAGCCGAAAUGUGGCACAUCUGCAAAGAAACUUGUAGAGCCUGUGGGAGGAACAGAUUUGGACACCAGAUCUGGCCUUGCCAAUGACAAAGCAUCCAGUGUUCCUUCUGAUUGUGAUGUGGUGAAUAAUGAGGGUUGCUAUGUUGGAGCUACUGAACAUGCAUCUGAAACUAUAUUUUCUCCUGGUCAUCACAAUGAAGUUGACUUUAUCAAAUCAUUCCGGACUGCCGAGCAGGCUUCUCUACAAGAUAGUGUCACAGGGUAUUCGACCAUUGAUAUAACAACCUUUUCAUCUACUGUUGAGGAUAGCAUAUCAGAUACAGAGGGAGCUGGGCUGUCAUCUGAAGUUUCAGCCAUAUACCUUGCCAUGAGGAAUUCAAAGCUUGAAUGUGUGGACGAGCAUGGACAAGAUCCUAUGUCGACUGAUGUGUGCUUGGAAGAGGAUGAGUAUGAAGAGUUUGAGGAUUUUGACCCGUAUUUCUUCAUUAAGAACUUGCCUGAAUUAUCCUCAGUGGUCCCCACUUUCAGACGUGCUUUGUUGCCCAAGCAGACUCGAAGUUGCCCGCCAACCACUCUCGUCUUGGACCUGGAUGAAACUUUGGUGCACUCCACUCUAGAACCAUGUGACGAUGCUGACUUCACAUUUCCCGUGCACGUUAAUCAAGAGGAUCAUAUGGUUUACGUUCGGUGUCGCCCUCAUCUUAGAGAUUUCAUGGACAGAGUUUCUACUUUGUUUGAGAUAAUCAUAUUUACGGCUAGCCAGAGUAUUUAUGCAGAGCAGCUUCUGAAUGUUCUAGAUCCAAAAAGGAAAGUGUUUCGCCACCGUGUCUACCGAGAAUCUUGUGUUUUUGUGGAGGGGAACUACGUCAAAGAUUUGACAAUCCUUGGCCGUGAUUUGGCUCAUGUUAUCAUAGUUGAUAACUCCCCGCAGGCCUUUGGAUUCCAAGUAGACAAUGGCAUUCCCAUAGAGAGUUGGUUUGACAACCGUGAUGAUCAGGAACUGCUCCUGCUACUUCCAUUUCUCGAAACCUUAGCACGCACCGAAGAUGUUAGGCCUGUGAUAGCCGGGAAAUACAAUCUCCGACAAAAAGUUGCUGCUGCUACUUUCCCUUCUCUAACCUCAUUUGGAGAUCCUCUCGAAAGGUAAAAAAAACACUCCCAUUCGUGUACUUAAAGCUCUGUUGUAUUUCUAGUGGUGGGAACUGGGAACAAAGGAGAUUUUUUCCAGAUUGUACAAUGGACAACAGCCCUUGUAUUACUUUCCUUUUUGGCUUCUUUCACAUAUUGGACAAC